This is a messenger RNA of Oncorhynchus keta (chum salmon), 5643 nucleotides long. Its product is annotated as sal-like protein 1. Lineage: Eukaryota; Metazoa; Chordata; Actinopteri; Salmoniformes; Salmonidae. Bases 1 to 3894 code for a protein of 1297 amino acids. Gene Ontology annotation, molecular function: RNA polymerase II cis-regulatory region sequence-specific DNA binding; DNA-binding transcription factor activity, RNA polymerase II-specific. The transcript has 3 exons. Gene Ontology annotation, biological process: regulation of transcription by RNA polymerase II. The record is from RefSeq and is a predicted model, not a curated record. Gene Ontology annotation, cellular component: nucleus.
AUGUCGCGCAGGAAACAAGCAAAGCCUCAACAUGUACAGUCGGAUCAUAAUUUGGCUUUAUCGGAACGCAUUGGGGCCACCUAUGACAGUUUAGCGACUCCCCCCAUUUUGGUCUCUUGUACUCAUGUCUGCAGCAGAUGCUGUGCUGCGUUUGUUGAACUAUCAGAUCUGGAACUACAUGUCAGGGAUUGCUCUCCCAAUCAUUUAGUCCUGAUCGUCAAUGAUAAUGAAGAUCCAGUGUCGUCUGCUGAAAUAUUCCAUCUAGCCUUGUCGCCUCGUAAAGCAGUGGAACCAGGCGAAACAGUCAACAACUCUGAAAUGGAGGAGUGCGGCGAUCUGUCGGAGGAGAAGUCAGAAGUGAAGGAAGAAUCCAUGAAUGUUUCAAGAACUAACAAUAGCCAUUUCCGGCUAGAUAGCCCCAGUAGCAUCAGUAGCAGCCGGAAAAGCAGUACUGACAGCAAGACUGACAUUGUUUCAUGUACCUCAGUUCUCCCAAUUUCACUACCUCAACCUGGCAGCGAUCUGUUGGAACAUCAGGGGACAUUCUCAUGGUUCAACAGCAAUGUCAUCAUUGAAAACCUAGAAAGCACUAAAGUGGCAGUGGCCCAGUUUCCCCAGCAGAGCCGAUCAGACAACGGCAGCAGUGGCAGCGGUAAGAUGGCUGUCUCUUCUCUGAUGGAACAACUCCUGGCCUUGCAGCUGCAUCAGAUUCACCAGCUGCAGCUGAUUGAUCAGAUUCGUCACCAGGUCUUACUAUUUGCUUCCCAGAGGUCUGAGGUAUCAGAGACACUGACACAAACACCCAUCAGCUGCCCUCAGGUUAGUCUAGCAUCAACGCAGGCCAGCCAGUUGACAACCCUCAGUUCCCAUCUCUCCCAGCAGCUAGCUGCAGCUGCUGGGUUAGCCCAGAGUCUCGCCAGCCAGUCUGCCAGCAUCGGACACUUUAAGCGAUUAACAGCAAAAGUACAAUUACCACAGAGCCCCUUUGGAAGGAGUAUUGUACACUCUAGCACUGAACCCUUGCAAAGUAUACGUAAACACAUAGCUUCAGCAGUUAGCAAGCCCCACUCUAGAAAGAAGUACACUCAUGCUAGCGGUCUGUACCCUCAACUCAAUUUUUCAGCCCAAACCAUAAGUAACUCACCGGCACUUGGCACAGGUAGCUUGUUAAACCGAUCAAAUACACCACAUCUACCUCAGCCACCACCCAGCAAUCAAAUACUCUCUAGCGCUGGACCAAGCAUUGGCACAAUUGUGCAGGACCUGAAUCCCUUAAAGGCGCUGGCCGGACAAAGGAAAGGAAAACCAUCCAAUGUGACUUCUUUCGAACCCAAAAGCUCUUCCAAAGAGGCCUUCUUUAAACAUGAAUGCAGGUUUUGCACUAAGGUUUUUGGGAGUGACAGUGCCUUACAGAUCCAUUUGCGAUCCCACACUGGGGAGAGGCCAUACAAGUGCAACAUCUGCGGGAAUCGUUUCUCCACCCGUGGGAACUUGAAGGUACACUUCCAGCGGCACAAAGAGAGGUUCCCCCAUACCCAAAUGAACCCUUACCCUGUUCCAGAACACCUGGACAACAUCCCAACCAGCACAGGAAUCCCUUAUGGCAUGUCUAUACCACCAGAAAAAAAAGUUACAUGCUGGCAGGAUACUAAACCAUCCCUAGCCACCUUGACUACUUCUGUAGGCCUGUUGCUCCAAACUGGAUCACCCAACUUACCCUUUCUCAUCAAGAAAGAGGAGCAGCCUGUUUCAAUAACUGCAUAUUCCAGUCCAGUUGUACGUGAUUCAUCGAGUGCAGUGAAGAGCGUAGACUUGAUAGAGGCUGGAAAAGUCCCAAAGUUCCACACCAUGAAUCUGAAAACAGACAACGUUAUACCUCCCUUGACCUUUAGCUCGAAGAUGAGCUCCACAACAGAAAGAUCAGCUGACUAUGUAUCUGUCAAUGUCACUUCCAUCAGCACAAAUCCCAUCAAGUUGGAGCAGUUCAAGACCAAACAUCCCUUCAGAGGAGGAGUCCUUGAUCCCAUGCAGACAUCAGAGACCUUGAAACUCCAGCAGCUGGUUGAGAACAUUGACAAGAAGGUGACAGACCCCAAUGAGUGUGUCAUUUGCAACCGCAAACUCAGUUGUCAGAGCGCCCUCAAGAUGCACUACCGCACCCACACAGGAGAGCGGCCCUUCAGAUGUAAAGUGUGCGGACGGGCGUUCUCCACCAAAGGGAACCUGAAGACGCACCAUGCGGUUCAUCGCACCACACCGCCACUGAGGGUCCACCAUUCCUGCCCUAUCUGCCAGAGGAAGUUCACUAACGCUGUUGUCCUUCAGCAGCACAUCCGUAUGCAUAUGGGUUGCCAGAUUCCCAACACCCCUCUCUCUGAACAGAACUACCCAAUGUCAAUGGAGUCUGAUGGAGGUUCAAUAGAUGAGACGAAAUUAGAAAAGUUGGAGAACCCUUCUGAUGAUUUAGACUUCAAUGACAGUGAGAUCGCAGGCAUGUCUAGGUUUAAUAACUCCUCGUCCAGCAGCAUGUCUUCCUCUCCAUCUGAUAGUACAGGAGCAGGCUCCUCUGAUCCCGAAAGGACAACUAACUAUCAUAAGCCAGUGGAGGAGAAGCAGGUCAACUGGUUUAAGACGAAGGUCUAUGACUCGUCAUCUCUUGGAGGUGAUCGAAGUGGUGGGAGCCUUGCUGUUUCUGAGAAUACCGUUGACAAGCAGUCUCUUUCCCAAAGCAAGGGUGUUCCAGUAUGUUCUAGCCCCACAAGCUUUGAGGAAAUGUACCAGAAAGCUUUAUCCCAGGCACAUAUCAAUCCAAACCUUUUGCAGUUCACUGGCACUGGUCCACUGGUGUCCCUUGACCAUCUAAACUCUUUAAACCCACUGAAGGAUCCCACUAACAUGGUCUACACUUUCCGUGAACAACUAGGCAUAUUCAAGAACACUGAAUGUGAUAUUUGUGGUAAGACCUUUGCCUGCCAAAGUGCCUUGGACAUCCAUUAUCGAAGCCAUACCAGGGAGAGACCAUUUAUUUGUACAGCUUGCAACAGAGGGUUUUCCACCAAGGGGAACCUCAAGCAGCACAUGCUAACACAUCAGAUGAGGGACCUGCCAUCCAAGUUGUUUGAGCCCACCACUCCCAGCAUUGCCUCAUGCCCCGACAACUCUCUACAUCCUCUGAGCACCCAAAUGAUCAAGAAAGAAGUGAACAGAUUCCUGGGUAGUGCCCGCUAUGGGGUACCAAGGGAUCUUCUAGGCAGUUUGCAUUUGAGGACGUCCUCUGCCUCUUCCUCCCCAGCGCUUGCCUCCCCGCCACCUCGACGGACUCCCAAGCAGCAUUACUGCCACACUUGUGGGAAAACCUUCUCUUCUUCUAGUGCCCUGCAAAUCCACGAGAGGACUCACACUGGGGAGAAGCCGUUUGCCUGCACUGUCUGUGGUCGGGCAUUCACCACCAAAGGAAAUCUGAAGGUCCAUAUGGGAACUCACAUGUGGUGUAGCACCCCCACCAGGCGAGGACGCAGACUGUCUGUGGACGGACCAUUGAUGUUUAUGGGAACUCAUCAUGUGAAGCUACCAGAGCCUCCCCAGAGGCCAGACAUUAGGUCCAGUAAUGGAGACUCCUUUUUUAUCUGGAACCACUGUACAACAAACUCCUUCUCUAAGAACUUGGCCAUGAGGACCAGUGAUAUCUCAGUCGUAGGUGGGCCUCACCUCUCUGGACCAAUGGGGCAUGGGGCCAGCUCACCCAUAGGGGGCGUAAAUGUUGGUCAGGACAAAUUUCACCAUACAGAACACAAUGCUGCUCUUGCUCUGCCUGGUAAAGAUGAUACCAAAAGAGCGACUCACUUCUGUUUCACUCGUUUGAUAGAAGAGAGGAAGGAAAUGAUUACAAAUUAAAGAGUCUGAAUAUUAUCUUAGGAGGAAAUUAACUGCGAUGUUGGAAUAAACAGAGUUCUUUGGAGUUUGUAUAUAAAUGAUAAUAACCUUAUUUGGAGUCAAGUGGCUAGGAAAGUCUCUCUGAUUUUCAGUGUGCUUAUUAGAGUUGGACUCAAUUUUUAUUACCUAUUCACAUGGGUAGAGUAGCCUACUGGUUGUGUACAGUAGCCUACUGGUUGUGUACAAAUGGGACUCCCUACAGCUUUCUCAGUUUAUUACCAAUCCCACAAGGUAUGACUCCAAACACCCAGAAAAGGCUACUCUCCUUGAUGUUAUCUUGACAAAUAAUCAUGAUAGGUAUCAGUUUGGUGUUUUCUGUAAUGACCUUAGUGGUCACUGUUUUACAGCCUGUGUUCGUAAUGGCUGCUCAGUGAAACGACCUGUCCUAAUUUGUCAUAGACGCUUGCUAAAAAACUUCCAGCAUGACCUGUCCUGGUACAGAAUCAGCUUGAUCCCCUCUAUCGAAAACGAUUGGACCUUAUUUUUUUAUAUUUUCAGUGAUAUUGUUAACAAACAUGCCUCUAUACAGAAAAUGAUAAUUAAAAACAGGUUCAGCCCCUGGUUCGACCUUGAUCUUGCAGAGUUACUUCACCUCAAGGCUUGGCACAUGCAUACACAGGCUGACUGGCUCUCUUUCAGGCAAAUGAGAAAUAAGUGCACUCAGGCCUUCCGGAAGGACAAAGUUAGUUACUUUAAGCAGCAGUUCUCUCUCUGUGGAUCUAACCUCAAGAAGUUCUGGAAAACCUGGAGACCUGGAGAAUAAACCCUCCUCCUUACAGCUGCCAAUGUCUCUUAAAGUUGAAGAUGUGGUUGUUACUGACAAGAAGCACAUGGCUGAGCUUUUUAAUCACCACUUCAUUAAGUCAGGAUUCAUAUUUGACUUAGUCAUGCCUCCUUGCCCUUUUCCUCAUCUCCCACCCCUUCUAAUGUGACUAGCCCCGAUGCUCCUCCCUCUUUUUCGCUCCCGCCCCGCGACAAAGCUUCUGCCUGCAGGCGGUCACUGAGUCCAAGGUGCUAAAGGAGCUCCUUAAAUUUGACCCCCAAAAACAUCUGGGUGUAGAUUGUUUAGACCCUUUCUUCUUUAAGGUUGCUGCACCUAUAAUCGCCAAGCCUAUCUCUGACCUUUUUAACCUGCCUCUCCUCUCUGUGGAGGUUCCUAUUGCUUGGAAGGCAGCUACGAUUCGUCUUUUAUUUAGAGGGGAGAUCAAGCUGAUCCUAACUGUUAUAAGCCUAUUUCUAUUUUGCCCUGUGUAUCAAAAGUGUUGGAAAAACUUGGCAAUAAUCAACUGACUAGUAUACAAUCAGGUUUCCGCUCAGGUUAUGGAUGUGUCACUGCAACCUUAAAGAUCUUCAAUGAUGUCACCAUUGCCCUUGAUUCUAAGCAAUGUUGUGCUGCUAUUGACUUGGCCAAAGCUUUUGAUACGGUAGACCAUUCAAUUCUUGUGGGCCGGCUAAGGAGUAUUGGUGUCUCUGAGGGUUCUUUAGCCUGGUUUGCUAACUACCUCUCUCAAAGAAUGCAGUGUAUAAAGUCAGAACAUCUGCUGUCUCAGCCACUGCCUGUCACCAAGGGUGUACCCCAAGGCUUGAUCCUAGGCCCCACGCUCUUCUCAAUUUACAUCAACAACAUAGCUCAGGCAGUAGGAAGCUCUCUCAUCCAUUUAUAUGCAGAUGAUAGAGUAUUAUACUCAGCUGGCCCCUCCCCGUAUUUUG